Cydia fagiglandana is the source of this 2804-nucleotide messenger RNA. It is a transcript of the gene Bem46, whose product is annotated as protein ABHD13. The coding region runs from base 212 to 1267 and encodes 351 amino acids. The record is from RefSeq and is a predicted model, not a curated record. Gene Ontology annotation, cellular component: membrane. Gene Ontology annotation, molecular function: palmitoyl-(protein) hydrolase activity. The transcript is spliced from 5 exons. NCBI's taxonomy places the organism in Eukaryota, Metazoa, Arthropoda, Insecta, Lepidoptera, Tortricidae.
UCAAUUGUGCGACCAUACUUAAUCCAUCACAAAACAUUUUAGUUAAGUUUAUAGUUUGGGUCUCUCAGCUCUAUUUAUUAAAUUUAGAAUGCCGUUUAUGCUAUGAAUUUUAUUUAUAGAUUAUACUUUAAUAGCAGCAACUUAGUUAUGUUAUGAUAUAUUAUUACCAAGAAACUAAAAAGCAUAAUAAAACAUUAUUUCCUUAUACUUAAUGUCGUGCCCGUUAAGUGUUAGAAUGUAUCAUAUUUUUUGGGUUAUAUUGUACAGACUUUGGGAUGUGUCGACGUUAACAUUAAUAUCCAGUAUUAUAGUAUUUUUCCUGUAUGGAUAUUUGAUUGCAUUUUGUGUCUUUAUGGUAGGUCUGUCUGGAAUACUAUACAAUGCUCAAGAUCUGCUGUUAUACUAUCCAAAUGAUCCACCGGAAUCCAGAAUGUUCAUCCUGCAACCUAGCAACUUUAAGUUACCUCAUGAAAAUAUCAAAAUAAACAACAAGGAUAAAUUGAAAAUUCACAUAUACCUUAUUAAACAACCAACUAACAGCAACCACAUACCAACUAUGAUAUUUUUUCAUGGGAAUGCUGGUAACAUGGGUCAGAGGCUGUCUAAUGUCUCCGGAUUUUAUCACAAAUUAAAAAUAAAUAUAAUGAUGGUGGAGUACAGAGGGUAUGGUUUAUCAGAAGGCACUCCAUCAGAAAGGGGGCUUUACAUUGAUGCACAAUCUGCACUUGACUACAUUAUGCACAGAACUGACAUUGAUCGCUCAAAGAUUGUUUUAUUUGGCAGGUCAUUAGGUGGAGCAGUUGCUAUAGACUUAGCUUCUAGGUUGGAGAACAGAAAUAAGAUUUGGGCUUUAGUUGUGGAGAAUACAUUCACAAGCAUACCUGACAUGGCCCAGAUCAUUCUCAAGUGGAGGUGUUUGAAGAUACUACCACUGAUAUGUUACAAAAACAAGUACAUGUCAGUGAACAAAAUUGGUCAAGUACUAGCACCCACAUUAGUAAUUUGUGGCUCCAACGACGCCCUAGUGCCACCUGAAAUGGCAAAUCAGCUGUACAUGAGGUGCGGAGCCAUCUGCAAGAAGCUGACCGUGAUGCCGGGCGGCGGCCACGACAACACCUGGACCUGCAGGGACUACUACACUUCCAUACAGCAGUUCCUUGUUAAUGUGCCUAUGCUGCCAGCUAGUCUCGGACCGCUUCUCAACGACGAAGAUAACGAUGCUUAUGAUAACAAUGUGACGAGACACACCUUAGUGCACACAGUAUAGCGAGUGGACUCAGUGAUUAUAUAACUAUAUAUAUUGUGUAUAAAAAGAAUACUUUUACCUCAAUUUGCAUAUAUUAUGUUAACAUGUAAAUUAUUUUUAUAUCAUCUUAUUUUUAUUGUACAGAAAGUUAAUUAUAGCUGUUCAAGCAAAUCUUGUCAGUAAAAAAAGGCGCGAAAUUCAAAUUUUCUAUGGGACGAUAUUCCUUCGCACCUACAUUUUUCAAAUUUGCCGCCUUUUUCUACUGACAAGAUCUGCUUGACCAGCUAUAGCACUGCCGAUCACCCAUCGACAAGAGCACAUACAUGUGGUGUUUUAUAGCAGUUCAAGUAGGUCUUAAAAAAUAAAUAGAUGAACCAUGACGUAAUUUUAUGGAGUGUAGGGCGCAUGGUACCUACAAGCUUCACUGCUAGAGCUUGUACGUAAUUAUUGAAAUUGUAAUUUGUGGCACAAAUUAUGCUAUUGAAAAGCAAUAAUAAAUGCAUGCUUGUCAUUGAGUUUGGAGAAGCAAUAUAUUUCCAGGUAUUUUAAUGCAUUAAGAUUACAAAUAAAAUAAAUUUAUUUCUUAUAGUUAUGGUCUUAUAAUAUCAUAACCCCUCGAGCGGCAAAGCAUUAUUUUAAAUUUAGGCGCUGUGCGCAGUUUUCAAUAUUAAAACGCAUUUGUUCAUUUUGAGGCAUGGCAUACCGUUCGAGAGGCAAAUUACUAUAAAUACGACAUCACUAUCAGUGACUCGCAUUGGCGAAUUGAAGAAAUUAGUCAACUGUCAUCGUAUACGUAUUCGUGUGGGGCUCUGUAAGUGCUCUGCAAUCUGAGCUUCCAAGACCUUACAAAGGGUCCAGCGAAUAUUUACACCAUAUAAUUAUGAGCCUUAGGGAGACCCUAGCGACAUCUACCGUAAAAGUGUAGUAUUAUACUACCGGAGUUCUAAAUCAUAUUUGAUUGGAUUCUAGUAUUUUUCCACUUUGUUUCUAACCUUAAUAGCAUUGUUCGCAGACGUUUCUGCUUGAUACAAAAUUAAACCAUAGAGGUAAGUACAAUAAUAUAGAGAUGAAAUGGGGGAGGGGGGAUGCUCUUAUGGAUCUUUAAAAAAGCGGCCAAGAGCAUGUCGGGCCAUGCUCAAUGUAGGGGCCUGUACUACCCGUCCGUCAAGUUUUUUGAAUAGAUAAACUCAAAAACGGCAUAACCGAUCAGGUCAGAUUUCCUCGAGUCUUCUUCACUAAGCUUUAUUUUCACGAUUUUUUGGACCCAUGGUUUUAAAGUUAGGGGGGCGGGAGUCACAAUUUUUAUUAUUUUUGAGCGAUUAUAUAUUAUAUCCAAUAUUUAAAAUAUGGUUAUCAAAAUCCUUAUUCGUUUCGAAAGAGCUAUCCAUUGACCACCGUUUCGUGUAUAGGCGCCACGUUAAAAAAAAUCGUAACUUCGGGGGCUGAGGGAACAUUUUUAGAGUUGGUGUAUUCCCAUUUAUCCCUGCCGGGCACAGAGAAUAGGUGCAUUUAUAUGAAUCAUUCCCAUCUGUCCCCGCCUCAUGCAUGGCUUUGGGCC